AUGCCUCCCAGAACAGCCCCAGCACCCCGCGCGGUCCCGCCCCAGGCUGCGAGGAUGUCCACCCCCAUGCUUUUCGCGGUGCUCAUCCCCAUCUGCCGGCUCUUCUUCCUCUUCACGCCUCUCUCCCAGCCGUCCUCUCUCAACCUCCAAAUGCCCUUCGCCCCUUCCUCGCCGAUUGCCCCGAGGAACGAGGAAGGGAAGGUGGAUGCGAGCUGGAAACCCAAGGCGUUGGUGGUGACCGCGCACCCGGAUGACGAGGCCAUGUUCUUUGCACCUACGGUACACGGCCUCGGGCUUGCGGGCUGGGAUGUGAGCGCUCUGUGCUUGUCUGAUGGCAAUGGCAAUGGCCUCGGACAUCUUAGGAAGGACGAGCUCUACGCGGGAUACAAGACCCUCGGUGUUGCCGAGGACCAUGUCACGCUCAUUGACAACCCGGAUCUCCAGGACAGUAUCACGACCGAGUGGGACCCCGCUCUCGUCGCUUCCUACAUCUCGGACUCUAUCUCUGCCAACCCCGUGGACCUUAUCAUCACUUUUGACGGUCAAGGAGUCACAUCCCACCCCAACCACAAAUCCAUCCCCGCGGCCAUCUCCCACCUCUCCCCAGCCAGCCGUCCCCGAGUCGUCGCCCUCAAGUCGCCCGAGACAGUCGCCAAAUUCACGGGCCCCCUCCACAUCGUCUACCUCCACUUGAAAUCUCUCCCUUGUCUCCCGAUAUUCCAAACCAACCCCGCCGCCCAAGCCGUCCUCUCCCAAGUCCUCGCCAUGUUCAACCUCUCCCCAGGAGAACAGCAAGGCCUGUGUACUGCCGAGAGGCAUGUUUUGGUGAAUGAUGUAAGGGGGUGGGUGACGGGGAUCAAGGCGAUGAGGGAGCAUAAGAGUCAGAUGGUUUGGUUUAGGUAUUUGUACUUGUUGGGGUCGAGGUUGAUGUGGGUUAAUGAGCUGGAGGAGGUCAAGGUCUAG
Molecule: messenger RNA, 963 nt
Organism: Cryptococcus wingfieldii CBS 7118
Lineage: Eukaryota; Fungi; Basidiomycota; Tremellomycetes; Tremellales; Cryptococcaceae
Exons: 4
Coding region: 1-963 (320 amino acids)
Biological process (GO): GPI anchor biosynthetic process
Cellular component (GO): endoplasmic reticulum
Molecular function (GO): N-acetylglucosaminylphosphatidylinositol deacetylase activity
Source: RefSeq, a predicted model, not a curated record